This is a messenger RNA of Morone saxatilis (striped sea-bass), 1945 nucleotides long. Its product is annotated as progestin and adipoQ receptor family member 3-like. The record is from RefSeq and is a predicted model, not a curated record. Bases 204 to 1151 code for a protein of 315 amino acids. Gene Ontology annotation, molecular function: signaling receptor activity. Lineage: Eukaryota; Metazoa; Chordata; Actinopteri; Moronidae. The transcript has 7 exons. Gene Ontology annotation, cellular component: membrane.
UAUCAACAUAAGAAAGAAGAAGAUAUUCUUUGAUGUUAUCCAGUAGCUGAGGAUAUUAUUCUUUUUUUUUGCUAAAAUGUGAUUUUUUUUAACUCAGUGUUAGCUUGAUAGCCACCUGGAUAUGGCUGAACUGCCUGGGCGAGGACUGCCACUAAUGUCUUAACCUUCCCAGCUUGCCUUGUGCCAGAGGAGCUGAGGUCAAGAUGCUGCUGAAGAUGCCCCAGAAGCUGCUGAAGACUGCCCACUACAUAGAGCUGGGCAGCUACCAGCACUGGCCGGUGCUCAUCCCGCAGAGGAUAAGACUGUAUACCUUCGAACAAAUCCCCCUCUUUCUCAAAGAAAACCCCUACAUCACAGACGGCUACAGGGCUCACCUGCCAUCCAAACUGUGCCUGAGGAGUAUUUUUAUUCUGUCCAAUGAGACGGUGAAUAUCUGGAGUCACCUUCUGGGUUUCCUGCUCUUCUUCUCUCUGGGGGUCAACGACCUCUCCUCAGUACUGCCAGCCUCCGGCGCUAACAGAGAGGACUACGUCAUUUACGCCAUAGGACUGUUCUGCUUCCAGGUGUGCAUGUUGUGCUCUGUGGGGUAUCACCUGUUCUCGUGCCAUCGCUCAGAGAAGACCUGCCGUCGCUGGCUGGCGUUGGACUACGCGGGCAUCUCUGUUGGCAUCCUGGGCUGUUAUGUACCUGGAAUCUUUUACGCUUUCUACUGCAAUGCUUUUUGGCGCCAGAUCUACCUGCUGACAGUGCUGUCCCUGAUCCUGGCCGUCUUCUGCGCUCAGGUCCACCCUCGUUACCUCAGCAACGACUGGCGACGGAUACGGAUGACGAUCUUCUGCUGUGUGGCUGGCAUAAGUGUGAUACCUGCGUGCCACUGGGUCUGGCUCACUGGAGGAUUCACCUCUGAUGUUGUACAGCUGUUCCUGCCUCGCGUGUUAGUGAUGUACCUGAUAGCUGGGUCUGCCUUCCUGUUCUACGUCACCAAGAUCCCUGAACGCUAUUUCCCUGGCCAGCUGAACUACCUGGGUGCCAGCCACCAGGUGUGGCACAUACUGGUGGUGGUGAUGUUUUACUGGUGGCAUCAGACAGCUGUACACAUCAUGCACUUCAGGCACAGCCAGGCCUGCCCGACCCGGACCAGCAGCGGCUAAGUUUAACUGAUCGAAUUAAGUUAUGGGCCGGCAAUUGGUUGCAGGCCAAUAAUUGUCAGUAGAUAUCAGUUAAACUCUCUCUCUCUCAAAGACUUCUUACCGGUUUGCUGUUGGUUAGAAGUUGCUACCUAAAGGGUUUUUCAACCACUAACUACCAGCAGCUCUCGACUAUAAGCUGCUAAGGUGUAAAAGCAGUCUCACGAUAGCUAUUAGCUUACACUGAACCAACAGUUACUGGUCGGUACUGUCUUGUACCCUGGCCAGCUUUUAAUGGCCAGUAUCCUCUAUUAGUCUGCUGUCUCCAACAGUAGAUAUCAGCUGAGAGGAUUUAGGAGCUCCUGUAAAUCUUAUAUUCUCUUAGCAAAAGCUCAGUUGAUGUCAAAAGUGAUGUAGCUACACCAAACUGAUCCCCCUAAUGGACAGAAAAUAAUCCUUGAUGUUGCACCAUGACCAUUAAGAUCAAUGCAUGAAGCAGGAAUUUAAAUGUAUUUGUAGAAACAGACUAAGGUUUGGUGUUUUCAUUGGGGAUCAUGUUAUCUCAUGGUUGAUUGUGAUUCUUUUUGCACAGAAGUAUUGAAAAACUAUGAGAUUUUCUUGCAACAUAAUAGCCUGUGUGAACAAUGACUUCUUUUGCGUCAAACUUUGUUUUAUCUGUCAGUUCCUACAAGAUUAGAUUUUAUGCACAGAACUGGAAAUUCAGCAUUCGGACACUGUGAAUUGUCUGUCUCUGGGAGAAGCAAUGCUCAAACUCCUCUAGAAUUUGCAAGCUUUUUAACAAAUAGUUAAAGUCAACA